CGGUAAUUAGUGGCCAUUCCACGAUGUGCCGCGCCCCGAUUUGUCUGCCGUGAGUGGCGUCGCGGCCACGCCGACGAUGGUCGUCGUCCGUCGCCUUCUCGGUGGAGCUCGCUAACGCACGCAACUUUUUUGCGUCAAUCAUGCGGGGCCAGAAGCACCGUUUACCGGUUCCGGUCGUGGUCCUGCUUUUAGUUCUCGUCACUCUGCCGCCAUGUGAGCUCGCUUCUCGCUCCGAAACUCACAACCGGCCGCUGACCGACGAGCAGACGGCUGACCAGAACUUGCAGUUCAUGCUGAGUUUGUACCGCAGCGCGGCGGAACCGGGGGGAAGACCCAAAAAACACAGGAAGUUCGGAUCCAACACCGUGCGAUUGCUGAAAGCCUCCGCGUCGUCGGUGCGCUACCUUCCAGUGUCCACAGAAGACCACCACUACGCCUUCAGCGUGCAGUACGAGCUGGAGCUCCUCCCGUCCGAGCGUCUGAUCCGAGCCUCCUUCGUGCACCUGCGCGCUUCGUCUCCAACUGCCAUGGCGCCACCCCGUUGUCACGCCCGGGUGGCGUUAUCCGGAGGGGAGACACUGUUCAGCACCAUGGAGCCCCACCAGCGCUGGAAGGAGUCCCACCUGGGCGCCCGCGUCCUACGCCCGAGCGGGGGCCGCUUGACCGUCAGGGCCCGGUACCGCUGCACCGAGUCCGGGCCGCGGGCGGACAGAAUUCGCGGGGCGCCCCACUUGGAAGCCCCAUCGCUGCUUUUGUACUUGGAGGAGGAGCGUGACGGCAAGGACUGGAUGAUGGCUCAGCUGUCGGGGGCAAAAGGGGGGGACGAGCUCACCAGGCGCUUGAGUCGCUGGCACCCCUCCGUCAGCCGGCGGCGGCGCUCUUCCGACCCAGCUUUUGUCAUAGCCAGUCUCGCCGCCUCGGUCAAACGUGACACGAGUGAACCCAAGAACCGUUGCAAGCUGCACCCCUUCCGCCUGUCCUUCGAGGAGCUGGAUUUGGGGCACUACAUCGCCCCGCCGGUCUACAACCCUCGCUUCUGUCAGGGUGACUGCCCGCGUGUGCUCACCUACGACUACCACUCCCCCAACCACGCCAUCAUCCAGACCAAAAUCAACGAGCUGGGCAUGGGCGACGUCCCGCCGCCAUCAUGCGUGCCCUACAAGUACAUGCCCAUGAGUGUGCUAGUGAAGCACAAAAAGAAGGUGGAGUACAAAGAACUGGACGACAUGGUGGCAGAGUCCUGCACUUGCCGCUAAAACCUGGGGGACGACGUGGCGUUUGGACUCUGCCACAAUUCGCCGUCACUUUCUCAAGCACUUGCAAAAAAAAAACCUAGCUUGUUUUUUUUAAAUCCGAACGGUGGAAGCAACUGAUUUUUAACGGGUCGGUUAUGAAAUUUGUCGCUUUUGCAUAUGUUGACAACGGGCGCGACUCCUCGAGAGCUUGCAUGAAGAGAAGAAUGUAAAUGCAUUUUUUUAUUACACGUGAAAAUGAUGAAUAAAAUAAACUGCAUAUUUUCUAAA
Messenger RNA from Corythoichthys intestinalis (scribbled pipefish), 1523 nucleotides. RefSeq names its product bone morphogenetic protein 15 (gene bmp15). The record is from RefSeq and is a predicted model, not a curated record. Bases 141 to 1256 code for a protein of 371 amino acids. The transcript is spliced from 2 exons. Gene Ontology annotation, molecular function: cytokine activity; growth factor activity. Gene Ontology annotation, cellular component: extracellular region. Lineage: Eukaryota; Metazoa; Chordata; Actinopteri; Syngnathiformes; Syngnathidae.